GAGGCUGCUAGUUGGCUAGAUGCAGGGAUUUAGUCUGACGGAUAACGAUGUGAUGGAUUUGGGGUUAAACAAUCUCAUGCACGCGGCAUUGAAUAAUUGAGCAGAAAUGGAUUAUUACAGUUAGUUUUGUUUUACCUGUAGUCCGUUCUGUGUCUGCUUACGACCUAUAUGUUUUACGAGUGGCCAUUGAUACAUAUAUAUCCAAGAUCAAGAUUGAAAGCUAGCUUGAUCGGUAGCAGCAAGAACCACCAGCCACAUCAUCAGCACCGCUGCUUGUUAGUCCGCCACGUUAGCAUCCGUGCGGGUAAACCGCUAUUUAUUCAUUUUUUACAUCCAUCUGGGUCCAAAAGCUUCAUGAUUUAGACUUUUCCUAAAACAAACAAACGUUCGACCUUUUUUUGUGAAGACAUUUAAUAUAAUGGCUGACAGUAUUAUGAGCAAGGCUGCUACUAUGGAGAUCCCAAUUAAUAGCAACGGAGACACCGGGACUCUACCGGAGGAUGACAGCCUGGAGCAGGAUCUGCAGCAGGUGAUGGUGUCUGGACCCAACCUGAAUGAAACCAGCAUUGUAUCAGGUGGUUAUGGGGGACCAGCAGGGGGCAUCAUUCCCACCAGCACCAUCAAAGGCCCAGCAAUUCACUACAAUCCUGAAUAUCUGGACAGAAGACGAGCUCCUGCACCAGGACCAGACAUUCGCAUGAAAUCCAGGGGUGUUAACUUACCUCACAGUCACUCCUCAGCCAGUCGCCUUGCCCACCAGUCAGACCAGCAUCCAGGGUCUUCCAAUCACAGCAUCAGUCCAACUGAAGAGGUUUCUCGAGGUGUAGCCGUGGAAAAAUUGGAUAGUGUAAAGAAAUGGGGAAUUAACACAUAUAAGUGUACAAAGCAGAUGUUCUCUGAGAAGUUUGGCCGCGGCUCACGGACGGUAGACCUGGAACUGGAAGCUCAGAUAGAAUUGCUGAAAGACACCAAGAGCAAGUAUGAGAACAUCCUGAGACUGGCGACUGCGCUCAUCAGCCACUUUCAAAGCAUGGUUGAAACGCAGCAGGCCCUGGGUGACACAUUCACCGACCUGAGCCAGAAGUCCCCUGAGUUGCAGGAUGAGUUUGGGUAUAACGCAGAAACACAAAAGCUGCUGUGUAAAAAUGGCGAGUCUCUGCUUGGUGCCAUCAACUUCUUUGUGUCCAGCGUGAACACACUGGUCAAUAAAACCAUGGAAGAUACUCUGAUCACCAUUAAGCAUUAUGAAAAUGCAAGGCUGGAGUUUGAUGCGUAUCGCUCCGAUCUGGAGGAGCUGAGUAUGGGCCCAAGAGACGCCGCCUCCAUGGUUCGCAUUGAGAUGGCUCAGCACGACUACCAGAUCCACAGAGAUAAAUACGAAAGGCUCCGUAGUGAUGUCACCAUUAAGCUGAAAUUCUUGGAGGAAAAUAAGGUUAAGGUGAUGCACAAGCAGCUGCUUCUUUUCCACAAUGCAACCUCUGCAUACUUUGCUGGCAACCAGCAGCAGUUGGAACAAACUCUAAUACAGUUUAAUGUCAAGCUAAAGCCUCCAGGUUCCGACAAACCGUCCUGGCUGGAGGAGCAGUAAUGAGCACUAAGGGUUGAUCUGACUGACAGAAACACUCUGACAAGUGUCAAAUUUGACGUUGUGGUUAGAUGGACAUGAAAGGAAUGCAUAAAUGAGGGUAUUGUAGUAGUAGCAGGGACAUUUUUUUCUAAGGUUUUUCAGUAUCAUUUAUGAAAUGAAAAAAGGGGAACUUUUCUUGUGUAUACUUUUUUUAUGGUUAGCACAAUCAUUUACACGUGUAUCAUUAAUUUAUGCACAUACUUGUGGUGUCAUGUGGAAAUUCCCCCUCGGCAGUUUUGCAAACAUUAUUAUUUACUGGUUUUCCAUGUGGUUUAAAUAGAACAUCUUUAAAAUGAUUAUGGUUUAAAUAGAACAUCUUAAAUGCAUCUUUAGUGCACAUAGCAGAUUGGAGGAUUUAGAUCAAUUGGAAUAUUAAAAGUACUGCUGUUGAAAGUGUAACAAUAAAUUAUCUCAAAUUGUAUUUAUUUUCAGAACUUUUUACAGAGUUUAAGUAAAAAAAAAUAAAAGCUCAGGCAUCGUUUUUCAAAUUGAUGUGUUUCGCUGGUACUUUCUGGAAUGCCUAAAUGAGCACAUUUUAAACAAAUGUAUAGGGAGGUCUUUUUUUUUUCCAAACAAAAGUCCCAAUCAUGAUUAUUUUGAUCAUCCAAAUUGUUUUGAUGCUCUCAGUCAUGAUUUAAAUUUUAGGACCGUUUCUGGUGUCGUUUUUCAUUUUCUUUUCUUUUCUGACCACAGUUGAUUUGAAAACAGACUUAUCGUCAGUGCACAUGACAAAAGCUUUUUUACUACACACGCCUGUCACAGCUGGUCCCAAAACGAUCCACAUCCAAACGUUGUCGCGACUGUGUCACAGAGAAGGUACUAGUAUGCAACAAAAACAGACUCGUUCUUGAAGUCUCAAGUUCUGAAACAGAAUAAAAAAUGACUGAAUACAAACACCAAAUGCACUUUAGGUUGCAAUGUAUUUUCAAUAUCCUUUACAAGACAGAAUGUAUUAGUACAUUUGUCAUGUUGUGUUAAUCCCUUGUUUGUAUCAUGUGUUAAAGAGAUUUCUUUAAGGUUCUUGUCUGCUUAUUGUGUUUCUCUUGUUCUGUAUUUCCAAUAAAGUGCUGUGUGCUCUGUUCCA
Molecule: messenger RNA, 2711 nt
Organism: Oryzias latipes (Japanese medaka)
Lineage: Eukaryota; Metazoa; Chordata; Actinopteri; Beloniformes; Adrianichthyidae
Product: arfaptin-2
Biological process (GO): intracellular protein transport; regulation of Arp2/3 complex-mediated actin nucleation
Cellular component (GO): trans-Golgi network membrane
Molecular function (GO): phospholipid binding; protein domain specific binding
Source: RefSeq, a predicted model, not a curated record